AUGCAACCCAGGACUGCAGAUGAUCACAAGACGGCGAUGGAGCAGGCCCUGGCCGAGGCCAGGAAAUCGCCGCCAAAGCCGACCAACUUUCGGGUCGGGGCCCUUCUCGUCAAGCUGGACGACGAGAGCUUCCCCACGACCGUGACGGGAUACACGCUCGAGUGCGAAGGCAACACGCACGCUGAGGAAUCCUGCCUGCUCAAACUGGCAGAGCGCCAUUCAACCACGGAGGAAGGGCUCGCCAAGGUCAUCACGAGCCCCCAUGCGCUAUACACGACCAUGGAGCCAUGCUCGAAGCGCCUGAGCGGCAAGCUGCCCUGCGUCGAGAGGGUCCUCAGGCAAAGCUCCUGGAUCAAGCAGGUCUACGUUGGAGUCCAGGAGCCGGAUACCUUUGUCCAAGGGAACCCCGGUCGCCGCUUGCUGGAGGAGGCUGGCAUCGAGGUUCACCACGUCCCUGGGCUGGAGCAGGAGAUUCUCGAGGUUGCAACCGCAGGUCACGGACAGGAUUGA
This is a messenger RNA of Purpureocillium lilacinum, 510 nucleotides long. RefSeq lists its product as uncharacterized. Lineage: Eukaryota; Fungi; Ascomycota; Sordariomycetes; Hypocreales; Ophiocordycipitaceae. Gene Ontology annotation, molecular function: catalytic activity. The record is from RefSeq and is a predicted model, not a curated record.